Molecule: messenger RNA, 2605 nt
Organism: Chara braunii
Lineage: Eukaryota; Viridiplantae; Streptophyta; Charophyceae; Charales; Characeae
Source: the annotation of a GenBank genome assembly
CGACGGACGGAUUCCACUGACGCAGAAACGCAUCCGUGUGCUUCGUGCUUCUAGCCCGGCGUGACGCGCCGAAUGCAGACGCCCGUGCCGAGUUUACUGCUCCGCCAUAGCCGGAUAGAAGAGAGCUGUCAGGCUUAGGCUUGCAUAGGCUGGGCGCUGGCAUACAUACAGGAAGGAGUGGUGUUAUUUGAAGCAGGUGAUUAUCACCGGCAACCUGGUGUGCGUGCUGCAGGGUCCGGCCAUAGCCGGGUUGAAGACGGGUGCAGGCAAACAGGUAGGCGGCGACGCCCCGAGUUUACUUUGAGGGUGUAGUACAGCCCAACAACAGAGAGAGAAGCGAUUCUUGAGUCUGGCAAGUCGAACACUCGUCUAGUUGUGCCCUCGACGCGCCACACCUAGGCGCGUUGUACGCUGUUUCUCGGGUUCUAUACUGUGCCUCGGUUCUGCAAGCCCUGAUGUUCUGAUCGGUUGCUCGGGUGGUGGUCUCGAGUGGUUUGUUUGUUUGGUCGUCUCUUGGUUGAUUAGCCGGAGCUGGGGGGAAAGUAGAUGCGCGGUUUCCUGAAGGUCACAGCAAAGUUAUUUGCGCCCGUUAGGGAAGAGGAAUGUACCACACGUGGCGGGAGGGAGGCGGGCUUUAGGCAAGGGUGGUUACGAUGAUGAUGUAGCUGGGGGAGGUUAGGAGAGGAGGAGGAGGAGGAGGAGGAGGAGGAGGAGGAGGAGGAGGAGGGUUGUAAAACCUUUUGGAUAGCUGCAGGUGAAGGUGUAACAGCAGAAGGCGGGACGGGAGACGUCCGCGCGCGACUCUCUCUCUCUGUCCCGGGCUGCGCGAGGGGAAAGUGAAAUCUCGUGAUGGGCGUUACGGUGCACGUCAAGUGCUCCAACGGAGCCAAAUUCACCGUCGAUGUUGAUCUGAAUUCUACGGUCAAAGACCUCAAGACAGACCUCGCAGGCAAAUCCGAAAUCCCUGUCGAGCAACAACGGCUCAUCUACAAAGGUCGGGUACUUAAGGACGACAAUUCCCUGAGUAGCUAUGGGUUGGAGGCGGAGCACACCAUCCAUCUAGUCCGGGGAGCGGCCGCAACGGCGGCAUCGGCUGGAGCGGUUGGCACGGGAAGGGGAGACGCACGUCUAGCUGGAGCUGCCACGCCAGCAUCCGCCCCCGCUGGUACUCCGGAUUUGGAUGGAGGACUUGGGGGGUUUGGGGGACUGGGGGGCUUGGGGGGUUUCGGUGCGGGACUGGGAGGAAUCCCUCCUGACAUGCACCAAAUGCACCAGCAGAUACUCCAGAACCCGAAUUUAAUGCGGGAUAUGAUGAAUUCACCGGCUGUGCAGAGUAUCAUGAGCAAUCCGGAUCUGAUGCGGAAUUUGAUAAUGAGUAAUCCCCACUUAAGAGAGGUGUUGGAGAGGAAUCCUGACCUGAUGCAUGUGCUCAACGACCCUGGCAUCUUAAGGCAAACGAUGAAUGCGGUGCGGAACCCGGAGUUGAUGAGGGAGAUGAUGAGAAACACGGAUAGAGCGAUGAGCAAUAUAGAAGCUCACCCGGAGGGGUUUAACAUGUUGAGGAGGAUGUACGAGACAGUGCAGGAGCCGCUGAUGAACGCGACGACACGUGGAGGGGAUGCAGGGGCGGGAGAUCUGGCGGGCAAUCCAUUUGCAGCUUUGUUCGGAGGUGUACCUGCAGCGGCGCAGGCAGGCGGGGGAACGACAGCAGGCGCCACCACUGCACCUGCUGUUCCGUCUGGACCCGCUCCCAAUACAGCCCCUCUUCCGAAUCCGUGGUCACCACAGCAAAGGACCCCUGCAGGGACGGCAUCGGCAGGGAUAACUACAGCCACGGCUGGAGGUGUCACAACUCCUGGGUCGGCCACAACUACAGCGACAAUGACCACGACUAUGGGCUCUGCUGGAGUUGGAGCAACCCCCUUUGGAUUGCUCCCAGAGAUUGGGUUGAUGGACCCUGCUACAAUGUUGCAAAUGUUGCAAAACCCUGCCAUGCAGCAGGUUCUUCAGAGCCCAGCAAUGAAUCAGAUGAUGCAAACACUGUUAUCGGACCCUUCUCUGUUAGGACAGUUAACUCCACAAAUGCGUACAAUGCUUGACAAUCCCCGCGUAAGAGAGAUGCUCCAAAGCCCAGACUUCAUUCAGCAGAUGCAGCGGAUGUUUCAAAUGCAGAGCCUCUGGGCUCCACAGCUCCAAGCACUGCAAGGCUUAGGUGGAGCCAUGGGAACACAAGGUGACUCGACCACAGCAGGAGCUCCUGCCCCUGACAUCAAUCUGAAUGCCCUUCUGUCAAUACUGGGGGGCCAGCCUGGUGGUGCGCCAGCAAGCAACAUUCCUCCCGAGCAACAGUAUGCUGCACAAUUAUCCCAGCUCGAGGACAUGGGGUUCUAUGAUUCCCAGGACAAGGCUUACAAAGCAUUGAACGCCUCAUAGCAAACAUCAUAGAACUUGCCCGAUUUUCUUUUUUUUAGUUCAUUAAUUCUUUUUCGAAAGUUUUUCUUUAGCAAUUAGUUUUCUUUUUCAUAGUUAGCAACUAUUACUUCCUUUUCCUCGUCAAUUAUCUUUCGAAAAUUAUUUUUGUAAUUAAUCAAUUUAGUUAUACUCU